Canis lupus familiaris (dog) is the source of this 3094-nucleotide messenger RNA. It is a transcript of the gene CFAP68, whose product is annotated as chromosome 5 C11orf1 homolog. Gene Ontology annotation, cellular component: nucleus. NCBI's taxonomy places the organism in Eukaryota, Metazoa, Chordata, Mammalia, Carnivora, Canidae. The transcript has 7 exons. The coding region runs from base 513 to 1148 and encodes 211 amino acids. The record is from RefSeq and is a predicted model, not a curated record.
UCCUCCGUUGGGGGGGGUGGUCUCUACUGGCCUCUCCCUCGGUCGCCGGUUGAUGAUGCGUCGUCAGCGUCCUGUUGUCCUGAGAGACGGGUGCCGCCAGUUCGGGGGGAGGGCAGGGGGUAAAGAGCUAUGAGUGCAAAAGGGGACUCCGACCAUCCCGUCCCCUCCCUUCCUCGCACCCUCAGGAGGGCCAAGAUCAAUUCCUUUUAGCCCGAGCGCUGCCCUGAGGGACUUCGUCACACCUGCAUGAGAUCACAAGCAGGCACCAGCGCACAGGAAAUACCAAGUGCCUAUUAUGUGCCAGGCCUCCGUGCGGGCGGCGAAAUACAUGGGUGACCAAGAUGUGGCCUGUGAAUUCACUGAGCUUACAGUCUCGUGGAGACCGCACAGCGAAGGAGGCAGCCCUGCUCCAAGGACAGUGUCACUUUGGUCUACAGUGUGGGUACCAGGCUUGUCAGAUUUUGUGGGACCAAUUACUCUGUAGUCAUCAUGCUAUUUGUUGACAUCAGUGCAUGCAUCUCUCUUCACAAAGAACGGGACGGCCAGGUUUGGUGAUAUCUCUUCCCUUAAAGAAAAUGGAACAGCUGGAUAAGAUUUGCUAUCACUUAUCUACAAAUUCUUCAAACAAUACAAGCCACUCAGCAUCAAAAUACUGUUCAUCAGUGAAGAGACAGUCCCUCGCCUAUUUCCUUGCAAACCCACACUAUGGCAGCCUCAUUAAUGCAGAUGGACAUGCUGAAAUAUGGACAGAUUGGAAUGAUAUGUCCAAGUUUUUCCAAUAUGGAUGGAGAUGUACCACUAAUGAGAAUUCCUAUUCAAAUCAUACCCUGAUGGGAAACUGGAACCAGGAAAGAUAUGACCUGAGGAAUAUCGUGCAGCCCAAACCCUUGCCUUCCCAGUUUGGACACUAUUUUGAAACAACGUAUGACAUGAGCUAUAACAACAAAAGGCCACUUUCAACUCAUAGGUUUAAGAGAGAGCCUCACUGGUUUCCAGGACAUCAGCCUGAGCUGGAUCCUCCUCGAUACAAAUGCACAGAAAAGUCAACUUAUAUGGCUAGCUACUCAGAGCCUCCACUUGGGCAUUACUCUGCCUGUGUGUGGAAUCCUAGUAACUGCCAAGAGGUCCAGGAUUCUAAGAAAAAAUAAGAAGCUUCAUUUUUCCAGAGUAAAUUGUAGGAGGGAACACAUUCUAAGCACAAGUAAGAAUUUAGCUGACUAUAAUACAGUUUCACUCUCUGAAUAAAGCACAGUAAAUAUUCCCUAACCCCUUUUUUGUUUGUUUUAAUCAAGAUUUAAAUGUCAAAUUUAAGUUAAUUAUGUCUGCUCUUAGUUCUCUGUUGCGAAGUUGUAGUAGGAGAGGAUUAAAAAAGGAUUAUUUUAAAUCUGCAACUACUUUGCUCUUCCCUACCUUCCAUAUGGCAGUACUGCAAGAUCCAGCAUGACUUGGGUUAUGUUUGAUGAGGCGCUUCCUGGAUAUAAGCCGGGUGGUCACCAUCAGAUAUUGUAACUUUAUCAUGACCUUAAUGAAUAUCCCCUCUUAAAGACUACAAAAAGGGGAAAAAGACUUUUUAAAAUUAUUAUAAUGAAUUUAAAACAUACAAAAUUAGACAGAGUAGUAUAAUGAACUCCCAUAUACAUUACCCAGCUUCAAUAAUUUAUUUUUCAUUUUUUCAUUUUUCUAAAGAUUUCAUUUAUUCAUGAAAGACACAGAGAGAGGCAAAGACAUAGGCAGAGGGAGAAGCAGGUUCCCUGUGGGGAGCCUGAUGCGGGACUGGAUCCCAGGACCCUGGGAUCAUGACCUGAGCCAAAGGCAGACACUCAACCACUGAAUCAACCAGGUGCCCCAAUAAUUUAUUUUUUAAAAGAUUUUAUUUAUUUGGGGGAGAGAGAGAUUAUGAGUGAGAGCGAGAAAGAAUCUGAAGCGACUCCACAAUGAGCACAGAGCCCAAAAUGGGGCUCCAUCCUACAACCACAAGAUCAUGACCUGAGCUGAAACCAAGAGUUGGGCACUUAACCAACUGACACCCAGGCACCUAGCUUCAACAAUUUAUGACUGAUCUUAACUAUCCUUAUAUACUUUCUCUAUUUAUAAAAUUAAUUUUAGAGCAGAUCUCAGAAAUUAUAUCUUUUCAUCUCCAAAGAUUUCAGUAUAUAUCUCAAAAAGAUAAAAAUCAUCAAUUUUUUAUUCCCCCACAAAGACCAUCAAGGCAACCUUUCAUCAAACAAAGCUGAGGUAUUAAACCUCUAGCAGGGAAGCACAUCAACUUGACGCAAUCUUUGUGAGAAUUCAAAAGGGGGAUGUUCGGGGAGGGUAUCUUGAGAGAUUUCGGGUAAGGACUAAACCAACAGUGGUUUAAGACAAAUCUUUCAGAGCACCUGGGUGGCUGGGCAGUUGAGUGUCUGUCUUCCACUCAAGGUGGAUCCCAGAGUCCUGGGAUCAAGUCCCACAUCAGGCUCCCCACAGGGAGACUGCUUGUCCUUCUGCCUGUGUCUCUGACUCUCUCUCUGUCUCUCAUGAAUAAAUAAAUAAAAUCUUUAAAAAAAAAAAAAAAGAUGGGUCUUUCAAAGUGGGGAACUGGUAGGGAUUGAGACAGGAUCGUGAAUAGUUUGAGCUUAGUGAGCACAGGGAGGCAACAGUCUAAAUUUUAACACAUUUGAACUUAUCAAUAUUUUCCUUUUUUAUUUUGUCUCCUGUUUAUUAUGAUAAUAUAAUGGAUGAAAGAUGUCUCCCAUGUAUUUCCUCCCAAACGUUCAUUAUUUUAUAUUACAAACACAGAUAUGGAAUUUAUGUUGUAUAGGAUGUGAGAUAAUAACUGAGUUUUAUUUUUUUCCAUAUGACUAUCCAGUUUUCCCAUUAAUUAUUAAUAAUUAUUGAAAAGACCAUACUUUCUCCACUGCUCUUGAACACCAUUUUUAUUGUAAAUCAACUAUCUGUGUAUACUUGGGCCUUUUUCUGGGCCCUCUAUUACAUGCCAUUGGCCUAACUGUCAUUACAUAUGCUAUCUUAUCCACAAUGCCUUAAUUACUUUGCUAUUGUAAUUACGAUAAUUUUGUAAAUCUUAAUAUAAAAUAAAUGAGAUACUUUCACAUUG